AACAAACCAGUCAUUAUUAAAAAAGUUAUCAGUAUAUUUUAUUACCUGUCUGAGUUGACGGGCAAUUAGCACAAUGAUGGGAAUUUAUUCGUUUGCGCUGUGGUCAUUCCUUAUUCUUGUAGGAACAGGAAUGGUCAGUUCUCAGGUUUUUUCACCACCUGUUUAUUCGAUUGAUUUAGAAACGGAGUUGAGGAAUUGGCUGUUUAACACAUACGAAAUAAAACAAAGACCUGAAAAACUAAACCGAGUGAGAAUAACUCUGAACCUUCUUUCACUGAAUUAUUUGGAUAUAAAAGAACAGGCGUUGUCAAUAUCGGCAUAUUUCUCUUUUGAAUGGACUGACUCCCGGCUGAGAUGGAUUAACAACAUUACAUACGCCAAUAUCAUUUUUUUGUUUAGUGACGAGAAAAGUGUUUGGAAACCACCAAUCAUUGUUGAAAAUUCUGUGGAUGAUAUUGAUGUCAUAUCAAGACCGAGCGUUCCUAUGAGGAUCAAUGCAAAUGGUGGAAUAAAUUGGCUUCCAGCCGGAAUAUUUACUACUUCUUGUGAAAGUUACGUAACAUUCUGGCCACUUGACACACAAACCUGCGAGAUUGUUCUCAGUUCAUGGUCGUACACUCUUACUGAAAUUAGGUUAGAGUUCAAUCUCUUUAAAACGAAGAUUCUGACGGAAUUUUAUCAAGAAAAUGGGGAAUGGGAAUUAAUCAACACAGGAUACAAAUCUCUCGAGACAGUUCGAGAAUCAGAAAGUUUUAGUCGUCUAGUUUUCUCCUUAACAUUUCGUCGCAGACCCAUGUUUCACUCUCUUAACACACUGUUUCCGGUUGUCCUCAUGGCGUUCUUAACAGUUAUAAUAUUUAAGCUGAAUCCGGAGUCAGGUGAAAGGGUCGGUCUGGCAUUAACUAUAUUACUCGCUUUUGCUGUAUACCUUGGUGUCAUUUCUGAAAGUAUUCCCCAGACAUCAUUGUCUGCAAGUCUGCUUUCUUCAUACAUAGCUUGUAUUUUGUUUCUACAAACUCUUGCUGUGUUCCUUACUGUACUCUACCUCGAUACAUACUUCAACCCAGACGACAAACCUGUUCCGAAAUGGCUACACGUAGUGAAUUCCUCGGUGUUAAUCAAACUUGCUUGCGUCGACUGCAGUAGAAAAAAUAAGAAAGUAUCUCCCAAUCCAUCUGAUAUGAAUAAUGAUAGUGGCACAGUUCCUCAACACCAAUCCGGCUAUAGCAAAAGCGAAAAGAUUGUUUCCAUUGAAGAUAACGAAGAAGACAAAAAUGGAGUCUGGGAAGCAAAUGAAUCGACACCAUCUGAUAAAGAAUACUCUUGGAAAGAAAUUGCCUUGCUUUUGGAUAAAGUUACUAUGUAUAUUUAUUUAUCACUUGUGACGGCUUUGACUGUUGUAACAGCAUGUGUGAUGCUAGUUCAUUAUGGUCUCGCAUAUUAAUACUAGACCAAACUAGAUAUUAACUGGUCGUGACAGACGUGUGCUUGUGCGUGUUCGUGUAUAUAUGUGUGUGCGUGCUUGCGCGCGCGCGCGUGUGUAUGUGUGUGUAUGUGUGUGUUAUACCAUAUACGCUUUGUAGCAUACUAUCAUAAUCUGUUAAAGAUCGUUGAUGAAUCAUGCCUUUAUACAUAAAAUUACAGUUUUACCAUGAUUUUUUUAAAAUAAAGUAUUUUGUUGAAAUUAAGACUGUG
Molecule: messenger RNA, 1695 nt
Organism: Ruditapes philippinarum (Manila clam)
Lineage: Eukaryota; Metazoa; Mollusca; Bivalvia; Venerida; Veneridae
Product: acetylcholine receptor subunit beta-like
Exons: 9
Coding region: 74-1444 (456 amino acids)
Biological process (GO): nervous system process; monoatomic ion transmembrane transport; chemical synaptic transmission
Cellular component (GO): synapse; membrane; neuron projection
Molecular function (GO): neurotransmitter receptor activity; transmembrane signaling receptor activity; extracellular ligand-gated monoatomic ion channel activity
Source: RefSeq, a predicted model, not a curated record